Malus domestica (apple) is the source of this 826-nucleotide messenger RNA. Its product is annotated as RING-H2 finger protein ATL64-like. NCBI's taxonomy places the organism in Eukaryota, Viridiplantae, Streptophyta, Magnoliopsida, Rosales, Rosaceae. The record is from RefSeq and is a predicted model, not a curated record.
AAUCCGAAUGCGUGCUUUCUAGAAAAUCACUUGGAACGUCGCCUGAAGAAGCAUUUGGUAAUUGGUGGGAGCUGAGUUUUUCUGUCAAAAGCAGUCAGAAGCGCUUUUGGCCGUUCCAGGAGCUUACAGCUGAUUGGGUUUUGUGUUGUAUGGGUUUUGAGGUAAAAACAAUCUUCUGGGAUUUUAGUGUGCUAAUAAAAGAUCAAAUCUUUCUGGGGUUUUGUACAAUUUCUAGGGUUAUGGCAAUGGAGAUUUUAAUCUCUGUGAUCCUACUGUUCGUGGGGAUUGUUGUUUUAGUAGUAAUUCAUGUUUGUAUUGUUGGGAGAGCAUUCAACAGAGCCAAUAAUCAAGGUGUUAAUCUGGUUCAAAGAAGCAGCAUUUUGGGGAUCAAAAGGAUGUCCAACGAGGAACUCAACAUGCUGCCUUGCUUCGACUACACGGCAGAAGAGAAAGGGACUGCUACUAGCCCUGGGGAUUGUGCAGUUUGCUUGGAAAGUUUCAAGGGAGGUGAAAAGUGCAGGUUGUUGCCAAAUUGCAAGCACAGCUUCCAUGCUCAAUGCAUAGAUUCAUGGCUGCUGAAGACUCCGGUUUGUCCGGUGUGUCGGACUUGUGCUAAAACUCCGAAGAUUGAUGUGAGUUUGGGAGGGGAAAGCAGCGUUUCGGGCGAUUAUCGAAUCGAAAUGACGUAGAAGGCAGGUUUUUUAUGUUUUGUUUUCAUUGUUAAUGGUGAUGUUUUUGUAAAAAGUUUCUUGCUUGCCUAUCCCUUUUCCUAAAGAACUCAAUGCUGGUUCUGCUUAACGUGAUUAUAUACCAAGUGAUUUAUAUU